Messenger RNA from Ostertagia ostertagi, 552 nucleotides. NCBI's taxonomy places the organism in Eukaryota, Metazoa, Nematoda, Chromadorea, Rhabditida, Trichostrongylidae. The record is from the annotation of a GenBank genome assembly.
AUGCUCUGCGAAUUAUGUUUAGCACUGGCUGUUUUGGAAAAGGUGGACAGAAUCGGUUGGAGUCUCCUUGAUGAUGGUUUAUUUUACGAUGAUUCUUCUCUAGACAAGGAAUUCGCUAGGUACACUGCGCUUCCCGAACUACCAUUUUUGGUAAUGGUGGAAAGAAUUAUUCACAUGGAGAAGGAGGAAAAAUUUAUGAGACUCGUAAAAUUCAGUGAUGUGAAGAAAGUGUUGAAGAAGUUCAGCUAUGUGGGGUACCAAAUCAAUGCCCAAUACAGAUCCAGCUUGAAUCAUCUAAUUAGUCGAGAGCUUGGUCACGUGGCUCAUGUUGGUGGCCAUCAUGGAAUCACUCUUGCUGGUCUAAUGUCUUUUCACGACUCUCACGGGAUUUCUUCUUGUUCGCCAGAUGUGCCAAUCUACGCGUACCCCGGUGUAAACUCUGGGCUGAGUUCGGCAACAGUAACAUAUAAUUUCGCUGAACGAAAUCGACAGCUAACUAUUGACCACGAGAAAGAUUUAUUGGAGUUCUACCUGCUGAUGUGUGUGACAUAA